Misgurnus anguillicaudatus (oriental weatherfish) is the source of this 1039-nucleotide messenger RNA. RefSeq names its product transcription factor HES-7.1-B-like. Gene Ontology annotation, molecular function: protein dimerization activity. NCBI's taxonomy places the organism in Eukaryota, Metazoa, Chordata, Actinopteri, Cypriniformes, Cobitidae. The record is from RefSeq and is a predicted model, not a curated record.
UGCUAUUGGCCAGAAAUGCUGGGAAACUCCAGCGAGCUGAAUCCUCACACAUUCAUAUGGAGAUUUGGGAGUAUAAAUAGAGGAGCUCUGUACAGAGAUCUACAGCACAGAGAUACAGACAUGACGCCUACAAUCACUUCAGCUGUGAUCAUCUCAGAGGAACAUCUCCAUCUCAACAACAAGUUGAGAAAACCAAAAGUGGAGAAGAUGCGGAGAGAUCGUAUAAACAAAAGCAUUGAGCAGCUCAAGGAUCUUCUGGAUCCAGAGUUUAUCAAACAGCAGUCUGAUGAUACCAAGCUGGAGAAAGCAGAUAUACUGGAGAUGACAGUUAGGUUCCUGAGACACCAGCAGCAGAAGAAAAAACUGCUGAAAGACUUCCAGAACCUGCAGACAUCAUCUGAAGAGAUCAGGAGUGAAAGUGUCCUGCUUCAGCUCAACUCCAUACACCAGGACACCUUCAGUGAAGAGAUGAAUGAUAACAAGAGCGCCAUCUGGAGACCCUGGUAGAGCUCUACAGCAACUGAUACCACACUGAAAGUCUACACUAGACUGAAUAGACAUUCCAGUUUGGAAAAACUUUGAUACACUGAAGGCUUUACUUCACAAAACGUUAUAUUCACAUUGGAUAUUUGAAUACCUCAAAUAUUUUUAAAUCAUCUCGAAUUAACAUUUCUUACAGCAUUUCUGUUUAUAGAAAUAUGAAAUGGUGGAAACCAUUUUCCAUCUUUUUUGAUGGUUUUAUUAUAUUAUCUGUGCUUCAUAUUGAAGCUAGUUGUUUAUCUAAACCCAUAUGAACCUGUCGGUUAAAGUAAAAUUUCUCAUUUUGAGGCUAUAUUUCCCUUUUGGAAAAGUUUGAUAUUUGUAUAAUACACCAAUUCCUUUUGUAAGGGAAUGAAUGAAAUAUGGAUGGCAACAUUAAGUAUUCAAAUGACUCACUUAUAUUGUAUCAAUAUAAUCUGUUUGUGUAUUUGCCAUUGCAUGUGUAAUGUGAAAACAUGUUCUCUCAUUAGAGAUCUAAUAAAUUAAAAUUGUAUCCAAU